Zymoseptoria tritici IPO323 is the source of this 417-nucleotide messenger RNA. RefSeq lists its product as uncharacterized. The transcript is spliced from 4 exons. The record is from RefSeq and is a predicted model, not a curated record. The coding region runs from base 1 to 417 and encodes 138 amino acids. Lineage: Eukaryota; Fungi; Ascomycota; Dothideomycetes; Mycosphaerellales; Mycosphaerellaceae.
AUGCUUUUCGCUACUCUCACUCUCAUUUUGACCGCUCUAGCUCCGUUCACUGCCGCUCAGGUGAAGAAGGGUGACAAGAUCUCCGCCAAAGACCACCACAACUACGGUAACCAGAAGGGUACUUGGUACGCUUGGGACAAGAAUCACACCUUUAGGCCAGUGCCUUGCAAAACCACUGCGGACUGCGUGAAGGUCGCCAAGUCGGGCGUCAACCGGUACAAGAAGUGCCCAUUCCCAUUGACCAAGGACAAGCGUCUCUUCGACGUCGAUCUCAACCUCAAGUGGGGAGGCACUAUUUGCGAGGUGCCGCACAAGGAGAAGGUGCACGAGUGUACGUGUGGCGUUGACUUCGACGGCAGCGCCGCCCACGUCAAAAACUACUGCACGGAAUUCGUGAAGACACUCGGACGUGGGUGA